This is a messenger RNA of Huiozyma naganishii CBS 8797, 462 nucleotides long. RefSeq names its product Mlc2p (gene MLC2). The transcript has a single exon. Gene Ontology annotation, cellular component: cytoplasm; myosin II complex. Gene Ontology annotation, molecular function: calcium ion binding; cytoskeletal motor regulator activity; myosin heavy chain binding. The coding region runs from base 1 to 462 and encodes 153 amino acids. The record is from RefSeq and is a predicted model, not a curated record. Gene Ontology annotation, biological process: mitotic cytokinesis; actomyosin structure organization. Lineage: Eukaryota; Fungi; Ascomycota; Saccharomycetes; Saccharomycetales; Saccharomycetaceae.
AUGGACCGCAGCGAGUCGCUUGCGUUCAAUCAAUUGGACCAGGGUUAUGUGAGCAAACUGCGGGAUGCCUUCAACACGCUCGAUGUGGACGGGGACGGGAAGAUUGGCAGAGACGAUCUGGUGGCCAGUUUGGCGUCCGUGGGCAAGUCGCACUCGGAUGCAGAAGUCGACGCAAUGCUAGCUGGUACCACUGAGAUUAAUUUUGCGUCGUACCUGACUUUGAUGAGCCAUGCAAGGAUGUCUGAGACCGUGGAUGAAGACGCCUUGCGGUCCAGUCUCCUAGAAUUGGCGCGGGUAAAUGGCGACGGAACCGAGACACUCGACCAGGAAACACUUUUGAAGUACCUUCGGGACGCGGGGUUCUUUGACCCUGAAGCAGAGUUUGAGAAACUGUUCCAAACGUUCACCUCGAGGGGCAGCUUCCAGGUUAAACAGUUCAUGGACACAAUUUCAGAGAAGUGA